This is a messenger RNA of Spodoptera litura, 720 nucleotides long. RefSeq lists its product as uncharacterized. The record is from RefSeq and is a predicted model, not a curated record. NCBI's taxonomy places the organism in Eukaryota, Metazoa, Arthropoda, Insecta, Lepidoptera, Noctuidae.
AUGUUAGUCAGGAUAAAUGAAACAAUUGUUGGCACUAUCAGCAGAGAAUUGGAGCCGCUGAGGUUGGAAAUGCAGGGAAUGCGCGACUCAAUGUCCUUCAUGAAUGAAAAAUUCGAGGAAAUAAGGAAGAAACAGGAAAUCUCAAAUGAGCGUAUUAUGAAUUUGGAAGCGGAAAAUGCGGAACUGAAGGCAGCAAUGGGUGGCAUGAGCGAGAGAUUUGUCAACUUGGAACAGCAGUCCCGUUCAAAUAAUUUAGAAGUGCAAUGUGUACCUGAAAAUAAAAAUGAAAACGUAUACAAAAUAAUAACACAACUGGCACGUGUAGUCAAAUGCGAAAUUAGUGAUAAGGACAUCCCUCACUGCACACGUGUUGCUAAGUCCAAUUCUUCCAGUACUCGUCCCCGCUCAAUCAUUGUUCAGCUGGCAUCACCAAAGCUGCGUGAUCAACUACUUGCUGCAACUAUACAUUUUAAUAAGUCAAACCCACAAGAAAAGCUAAAUAGUAGCCAUCUUGGAUAUGCUGGACCUAAAUCUCCGGUAUAUGUUGCAGAGCACCUGUCACCAACUAACAGAGCCCUGCACGCAGCUACUAGGAUUAAAGCAAAAGAAAUGAACUACAAAUAUGUGUGGGUUAGAAAUGGCAGAAUAUUUGUGAGGAAAAACGAGGGCACCGAACAUAUUCAGAUUAGGAACAAUAGUAAUCUAAGUAGAAUGGUAUAA